Messenger RNA from Cuscuta epithymum, 1404 nucleotides. The record is from the annotation of a GenBank genome assembly. NCBI's taxonomy places the organism in Eukaryota, Viridiplantae, Streptophyta, Magnoliopsida, Solanales, Convolvulaceae.
UCUCACUUCCAUAUUCUCUCUUCACUUACCAAAUAAGGUGGAUUUUUAUCAUACGGUCUUUUGUUUCCAUCUCAAUAUGCAAUCAAAAAUAGAAUCUAAUAAUAACAAAAAUAGAUAUUAUUUAGUUUAGGAGUAUAUCAGCCAUCAAGAGAGAGACUCUCCUCCGUCUCUCUAAAAUUACACCGACUAAUUAAAAUAACGUAUGGAAUCCCGGCACUACUACUCCCACCGCCGGAAUGACCACCUAGUACUCAGGGACAUCUGUUGUUGCUUAAAUGGGAUCUGCCUCCGCUACAACAAUCGGAGCAGCGACAAUACAUACCAGCACCAACGGUAUUCUCAUCCUCAGUCGGAGGCUUCUACCAACGAACUUCCUCGCGUUACUACCCAACACGCAAGAAUGGCGAACCAACAUCACAAAUCAGGUACGUCACAUGAGCGGACCUUUUUAGGACGGAUAGAGACAAAGAAAAUGUCGUGGCUCUUCAUCCUCCCUUGAUUAUACAUCCAAACUCUUUGUUCAAAGAUAUCAGUACGUAUAGGGACUCCGUUGAAUUAAUUCACGCACCGAAGGAAAAGUCAACCAAGGAAAUCGAAAAUUUUCACUUCUUUGGAGACGAGGGCUUUUAGAUUUGCUGAUAGACACAAUGAAAUUGUCAUAUUUGAAAUUAAAAAAUCCUCUCUGCAUAGGAUUAAUUUCAAAAAAGAACAAGCGGUCGACAUCUACCCAUUAUAAACCAUCUCACCGGAUCAGACAAUUUUAGGGAAAACAGAAGAUUUGGUUCUAUCAUGAUCUCCUCAAAAUUCAACAACUCUCGGGCCAAUAUUUGAAGAUUGCUAAGGAAAAGGGAAGCUUCAUACUAAUCCCCAUGGGCCCAAAAAAAUUCAAUUUAAAAAAAAAUUAUGGCAAUAUUCUCAAAAUUUGUUGGAUUGACUGAUUUUGUGAAGGAGAUAACAAUGGAUUGGCUACAAGAAACCAUGUUAGUUACAGAGGAGCCAAAAUCAAUAUCUAGACUUAUUUUUUAUUCCCAAAUUCGGGGAGCCUACUUAGAGAAACAAAGAUCUUCAACUCCAGUAGAACGGCAUAGGCUUAAUCAGGCUUACUCAGACGCAUUGGACAACUUUUAUCAAUCAGAUGAUUCUUCCUUCAGGGAAGACUUUCUGGUACAUGCCACUGAAAGUGAUCAUCGUCCCCCUAUCUCAACUCCAGGAUAAAUUACGAAAUCAAAAUUCAAUAGAGCAGCGAUUCGCAGGAAGUCAAAGUUUGUUACCUCAGAAAAUUGCCUUCCAACGAAAAACUUAAACACACAACUCAAAAUCUACAGGAAAUCUCAAAAGAAUAAAAGACGACACAACAUGACUACUAGGUCUAAAUCAAGAGAAUUUCCUUGGGUGUAGUUUUAG